Molecule: messenger RNA, 1752 nt
Organism: Arabidopsis lyrata subsp. lyrata
Lineage: Eukaryota; Viridiplantae; Streptophyta; Magnoliopsida; Brassicales; Brassicaceae
Product: vacuolar amino acid transporter 1
Exons: 3
Coding region: 379-1650 (423 amino acids)
Cellular component (GO): plasma membrane
Source: RefSeq, a predicted model, not a curated record
UACAUUAAAAUCUAUAACCACACAAUCGCAAUUUAUGAUAGAUUUAGUAUAACUGUAUUGAUGGUUAUAAUUUUUUUCUAUAUACAAAAUUGCACUUAAAUUUCGAUUUGUUUCUAAAAACCACAUCUACGAAUAUUUAAUUGGUCAAUAAUCAUGAUAUAGAAUUCCACUGCCACGCUAAUGUCGUGUAUAUCAUUGUGCAUAAUUGCAUAAACAUCGGCCCUAGUAAUUAUAUUAACACUAUAUAUAUUGCGUUUUGAGGUUUUCUCUUUUCUAUACUUCCAACUUCUCUCUAUCUAUCUCCUUCGUCUCUCGAUCUCUCCGUCUCUCUCUUUGUCUCUUCGACAUCGAAAGAGCAGGGUCAAAGACUAAACAAUUAUGAGCGAGGAGAAAGAUUACAUGUCGGAGCCAUUUAUCGUUAAGAAGAUUGAUGAUGAAGAAGCAUCGCUUGAUGAUUAUAAUUCACAGGGCAAUUCUUCUUUCUCCAAGACUUGUUUCCAUGGCAUUAACGCUUUAUCAGGUGUGGGUAUAUUAUCGGUUCCUUAUGCUUUAGCAUCCGGAGGAUGGCUAAGUUUGAUCAUACUUUUCACCCUAGCUAUCACAACUUUCUACUCUGCCAUUCUCAUUAAGAGAUGUAUGGAAAUGGAUCCACUUCUUAGAUCUUACCCGGACAUUGGCUACAAAGCCUUUGGAAACACAGGACGUGUCGUCGUCUCCAUCUUCAUGAACCUCGAGCUUUACCUAGUCGCCACUAGUUUCUUGAUCUUAGAAGGUGACAACCUUAACAACCUCUUCUCAAACGUUGGAGUCAACUUCAUGGGGCUUGAAUUCCAAGGCAAGCAAAUGUUCAUCGUCCUUGUAGCUCUCAUUAUUCUUCCCUCGGUUUGGUUAGACAAUAUGAGGAUUCUUUCUUAUGUUUCCGCGAGUGGUGUCUUUGCUUCCGGGUUGAUUCUUGCUUCUAUCUUUUCGGUUGGAGCUUUUGAAGGAGUAGGGUUCAAGAACAAUGACUCAGAGGUCUUUCGUCUUAAUGGAGUUGCUACUUCCGUGAGCUUAUACGCGUUUUGUUAUUGCGCUCAUCCGGUUUUCCCAACUCUAGACACUUCUAUGAAGAACAAACGCCAAUUCUCAAACGUUAUGAUUAUAUGUUUCACAAUAUGCACAUUCAUAUAUGCAUCAGUGGCGAUAUUGGGGUACUUAAUGUAUGGAUCAUAUGUUGAAUCACAGAUCACACUGAAUCUUCCUACUGAUAAGCUUAGUUCAAAAGUGGCGAUAUGGACUACAUUGGUCAACCCAAUAGCUAAGUUUGCUCUCAUGGUUACACCAAUUAUUGACGCAAUGAGAAGCCGGUUUUCUCGAUUUUUGCCUAAUAAAAGAGCUUCCGGGUUUUUACUUAGUACGAUGUUGGUUACUAGCAAUGUGAUUGUGGCAUUGCUUCUUCCAUUUUUCGGUGAUCUUAUGAGUCUUGUCGGAGCAUUCUUGAGCGCUUCCGCAUCGGUUAUAUUGCCAUGUUUGUGUUACUUAAAGAUUUCCGGGAAAUAUCAAAGACUCGGAUUCGAAACACUGGUGCUCAUCGGAAUCAUUCUAACCGGUAUCGUGGUUGUGAUAACGGGAACUUACCAAGCGAUCAAGGACAUUUUUGGCCGAUUUUGAAAUCCCAAUAGGUGAAGUCUUGCUUAUAGAAUAUUUGUUUAGGAAUAUAUUUGUACCAUCAAUACCAUAAUAUUUUUUAUUUAAUUUAAUUUGUUGUGACUU